AUGAAUGAGCCAGGCAACGAAGUGACGUCUGGGAACAUCACCAUUUCUCCUCCAAAAACCUUUGAGCUCUCAAAAUCUGCUCCCAACAUCUUCACAAAAAAGAAUUUGGGAUAGAAGGCAUCAAGAAGAUCCUUGCAAAUAGAAAACCACCAAAAAUGACAUCUCGAAUGAUUAUUGGACGAAACAACAUGGCGGUUGUUGCCUUGCAACAGGGUCGCCAUCGAGAUGCCCUGGGAAUGCUUCGUACGGCGACCAUGCAGUUGAAUGAACUGUAUCAGCGAGGAGAAGACGACGACGAGAAAGUGGUGAUGAGAACCGGAGCGGAUGGGAAGGCCAGAGUCAGUUGUCGGUCCCUGAGGAGUUGCGAUAUUGGCACCAGUGGCCCUGCCCAGAGCAGCAACGUGGAUGAUGAUUGCUUGUCCAUGUUCCGACGAGCCAUUGUCCUGUCCAGAAGAGAAACGAGUCUACCCGUGAUUGCUUCGUCUGUGCUGUACAAUUUGGGCCUUUGCGAACAUGUGAUUGGGGCGAAUCUGAACAUUAGCCGCAAGAUCGUGGCUGCACUCAAGUUCUACAAGAUGAGCUACCAGAUCAUUGAAGAGAACAGACACCGCUGCUCCUUUGGUGAUCUUUUGGUACUGGCUGUUAUCAAUAACAUUGCCGAUGUGUCUUCCACACUCCAAGAUUCCAACAAGUCGAGACGGUGGUUCAAGUUCCUCGCUCGCAUCUUGGGAGUCGCCAACUCCAAUUCAAGAUCUCUACCCGCGCUGGAUGAAGCCGAUUAUGCUUUCUUCUACAUGAACGCCAUGUUGCAUGACGGGGAGAUGUUGAAUGUUGCUGCUGCGGCUUAGACCGACUUUGCAAGACCGUCUGACCUACGCACAGUGUACAUUUAUUCUACUCGAAAGAUACCACAUCACGAUGCUUCUAUUAACUAAACUCCUAACUAAUGUAAAACAUACUCUUGCAUUGAUC
Molecule: messenger RNA, 972 nt
Organism: Seminavis robusta
Lineage: Eukaryota; Bacillariophyta; Bacillariophyceae; Naviculales; Naviculaceae
Source: the annotation of a GenBank genome assembly